AUGGGAAAGGAUGAUGAAGGAAAGAGGAAAUCAGAGGUGGAGACAGCAGAGGACCAUCUACAGAAGGAGCAGAGAGCCGGAGGAAGGGAGGGGAUGACGUGUGUGCUGUUUGGCUGGUGGCUCUUUGUGGCGUCUGUGGUUGGUGUGCGCAAGCUGGGGAAGAGGAAUAAGCCAGGAGUGGAAACAGCAGACACUCCAGACUCGGCACGUGGGCGAGGGGAGAAGAAAGCCAUCAAUGAUCUAGACAGAGACUUUUGGAAUAACAAUGACAGCAGCACAGUGCAGCAGAGGUGGAGCUCCUAUCCACCCAAGGAGUUCGUACUAAACAUUUCUCCCUAUGCCCCAUAUGGAGAUCCGCGCCUCACGCUCAAUGGGGCAGUGUCAGGGGGUCAGAAGGGGGCGGCAACUGGCCAUGGGGAUACUGGGGGGGGUCCUUAUCGCAGUGACAGCGUGAAGAGCAUGGUGACAGAGGGAGUGAAGGCCGGGAGGUGGCAGACCGUCCAGGGCCACAUGCAGUCUGGAGGACUGAAACCCAGCAACUUUGGGGAUCCAGUGUUAUCCUAUGCUUCCACUUUGGAGCACUUACCCUCCGGGCCGGCCCGGCCUCGGACGCUGCUGCGCCAGCAGAGCCUUCAGCAGCCUCUCAUCCACCCGUCAGGCCCUGGUCUCUGCCAUCCCCCCACCACAUCCCAGAGCUUGGGACAAUUACACACUGCACCUGGACAGCCUGGGGGAGGCGGGGGUGCUGGGAGAGGAGAGGGAGGUGGCAACAGUGGUGAGGGUGGGGAUGCAGGUACACGAGGUGGUCCCCGGGGUGCACGGGGCGGUGCAGCAGCGGCAGGUGCGUCUCGCUAUAGGGGAGGUGGAGCAGGAGGGCGCUCGCGUGCCAACCCGGGCAGCUGGGAUUACAUGAUGGACCAGAUCCGGAAUCGUGGGCUGGAUGUCAAGUCCUUCCUUGAAGGAAAGCUGGUGGUCCUGGCUUUGGCCAUUGGUGUGGCAGAGCAAGAUGACUUUGCCAAUAUCCCUGACCUGCAGGAAACAGCGCAGGCAGCACCACCGCCACCAGCCAAUCAGGAACCGCCCCCUGAGAAGAGAGGCAACAAGCCAGCCAACAGCCCCAAGGGCCAACCUCCUGAUGCUGAUGGCCACUCCUCUGUAACCGACCUGGCCAACUCUCUCACUGGAGACAUGGUGAUGCUGUCCCCAGGUUCGGAGGAUGAUGAAGGGCCCAUCAGUGAAAAGCUGGGUCGGAUCCAGUUCAGCAUAGGCUACAGUUUCCAGAACACGACCCUCACGGUCAAAGUUCUCAGGGGCCAGGACCUCCCGGCCAAGGACUUCUCUGGCACCUCCGACCCCUUUGUUAAAAUCUACCUACUGCCUGACAAAAAGCACAAGCUGGAGACCAAGGUCAAGAGGAAGAACCUCAACCCCCACUGGAACGAAACCUUCCUGUUUGAGGGCUUCCCUUAUGAGAAGGUGAGAGAGCGCACUCUCUACCUUCAGGUGUUGGACUAUGACCGUUUCAGCAGGAAUGACCCCAUUGGAGAGGUGUCAGUCCCCCUUAAUAAGGUGGAACUGGGCCAGUUAAAGACCUUCUGGAAGGAGCUGAAGCCCUGCAGUGAUGGCAGUGGGAGACGAGGAGACCUGCUGGUGUCUCUCUGCUAUAAUCCCACCGCCAACACCAUCACUGUGAACAUCAUCAAAGCACGCAAUCUCAAAGCCAUGGAUAUCGGGGGCACCUCAGAUCCCUAUGUGAAGGUGUGGCUGAUGCACAAGGACAAGCGUGUAGAGAAGAAGAAGACGGUGGUGAUGAAGCGCUGUCUCAACCCCGUCUUCAAUGAGUCCUUCCCCUUUGACGUGCCCGCCCAUGUGCUGAGGGAGACUACCAUCAUCAUCACCGUCAUGGAUAAGGACAGACUCAGCCGCAACGAUGUUAUUGGCAAGAUCUACCUAUCGUGGAAGAGUGGACCAGCAGAAGUGAAGCACUGGAAAGACAUGCUCGCUCGGCCGCGCACUAAUGUCGCCCAGUGGCACGCUCUCAAGGCCUGAUCGCACUACCCAGCUUCCUUCAUGGCCCCUUCCCGUCUCCUAUCCCUCCCUCCUCCUCCUCCUUCUCUCUCUCUCCUCUCUAUCUCUCCCCUCCUCCCACUCCUGUCCUUAUGCACAAGACUGACUUGCUGCCAGGCUGCGAAACACGGGUACAAUUAGCCAUCUGCUCUCUUAAACCUUUAAAGUCCUUUUCUCUUUUCUUUCAAGGAUCUCAAAUUUUUUCUCCCCGACCCGUCUCUUGUGUUCCCUCCUCUCAUACAGCCCCAUCUCAGUUUCCGUGUCUCACCCCUUUGCCAAUGGUUCCCCUGUUUCUGACUGUCUGUAUGUCCGUCUGUCCGUCCUUAUGCACUUUGCCUGUGGAGGUCUGAUAAUCAAUUCCUUUGCCGAUCCCUUAGUUUUGAACUGCACUGCAGCCCCUGACCCAUACAAGGUGCCAGUCCCGUGGGAUCACAGAGAAUCGUCAGUAAUGAUCUAAUCUCAUAUAAUCCUGUUGUAUGAAUAUUCCAGGUAUACAAUACUAUACAGUAUGUACUGUAUGUACAUAUACAUAUGAAUAUAUUAGGUGUAUAGAUUGGCAGAACUCCCCUAUACACACAACUAGUAUACAGUAUAUUACUCAUAGGUCGCCUGCUGUUUCCCAUCUCUUCCGUCUCUUCAUUUGCCGCCUCGUCCUUGUCAUCUGUCUCAAGAGUACUAUAUUCCCCCUCCUUUUCAGUCCUUCCUCCUUUUUACUCAAAAGUGGUUUAAUGUUCAGCUGAAGUUGUUGAAAGCAAUCAAUAUAUGGUGUGUAAUGAAACCAGCUGAGCUCAAGAUGGAAUUGUUGAUACCGCUGUCUCUUCUCUCCUCUUUUUUCUUCCCUAUGUCCCUUUUUUCUCUCUUCUUUUCCCCCUUUAUUGUUCCCAAUUUCUCUUCCCCUGGCACAAUAUUAGCGAAUUCCUCCCCCACUCCCCCUUUCUGGAUGUCCCUCCCCCUCUUCCUCCUCGUCAUCUGUGUGCUGUGGGUGCUGUGCUGUAGCUCCGACAAAAAUAGAGAUUAAAAAUUUAAAAAAUAAACUGAACUUUCCGAAGCUGGGAAAGCAGGGACACGAUGAACUUGUGAAACGGAGCGCUCCUGAUGUUUUCCAGACAAAAAAGCCCCGACACGGAGAGAGAGAAAAAAGAAGAUGAAAACACAAACAAGCAAACAGAUCCUUCCUCCCCCUCAAGAUACUAUGAUGUCAUUUUUCACAGCAUCACCAACUGAGGAAACGAGUUUAAAAUCUUCUUCCAACGUUAAGAUGAGAGCAGAGGCAAGAGGCCACGUUUGUGCAGUUUACGCACGUGCACGUGGGUUUGCGUGUGCACACUUCCGUCUGUUUAAUGAUGCUAUGAAUUCUUUGUGCUGCCCCGUGCUCAUGUUUUACGCUGACGGGGGUCACGAUCUCCGUCCGUUUUGACUGUGCGCUGUGCUGCGGUGAUGUGUGCCUGUUGGUGUGCGUUUGUUUUCACAGGAGCCGUUCUGUAGAAAUCUUCUCUUUUCUCUUUCUCAUGUUGCGCUCUUCUUGCUCUUCUUACUGCCAUUGUUUCCCCAUCUUCUACUGCCCUGCCUUCUGAACGAGGGCACGGGGAAGUUCUAUCUGCACUUUUUGGAAAUGUAAUAACAAUAAUAAUGAUGAUGAUGAUUAUAGUGAUGGUGAAAAAUUAAGGGAGGAGUGUCUGAAAGGGCGAGCAGAAGUUGGGGAGAGGUGACGUCUUCUCUGUGAUUUCAGGGCUUGGAGAUGUAGGUCAUAGAGGAUGCAGGGCUCUCAUCCUCCUCUUUUUAUUCUUUUUUCUCGAUGUACGUGCAUGCACACGUGUAUGUGUGUGUGUCAGCUACCACACUCCUGGUGGCAGACUGCUGGUGUCUGAAAUGUCAGGCCGGGAUGGAGAUAUCAGGCUUGUCUUCUUGUCACGUGGAAGCCGGCCAGCACAGCAGUGCUAUUUCACAAAGCGUCAAUCAACAACAAGACCGUGAUCAGAGCUCUAAACAACAGUCUGUCCUGUAUUCCUCGCCUCAAAAUGCUGAACAAUUGUUAGGCAUCUAAAACAGUCAUUUCGAUGUGCAUUUUUCCAGUUUCCACACUGGAAGAAAAGUAAUAAAACAAUAAAACAUUCUUUGGGUUUUUGUUGCACUUCAAAGGAAAAAUGAGCAAGCGUGUAUCACAGACAAUAGGUGUGAUAUUAGACAAUGGCCUGAUCUGCCACCGUGAGAUACCGUAGAAGCAGAUUAGACAUUAUCUCUUCACUGAGUGCUAGAGAGUACCAUAGAGUGUACCGUUGCCCUCUUUGCCCGGCACAUUCAACACAGCUCGAUAUUUCUGUAACGUAGAUAAAACUGUCAUAAAGCAGCAGCAACUGGAAAAGCUGUCAACUAUUAAGAGCUACUUAAAAAGAAAUCUGCUUUCUUAGUGUGCUCUUUACUACAGCCUGCCUGUGUGGGGUUUUUUUUUUGCAUUCAU
Haplochromis burtoni (Burton's mouthbrooder) is the source of this 4525-nucleotide messenger RNA. RefSeq names its product synaptotagmin VIIa (gene syt7a). Gene Ontology annotation, biological process: vesicle fusion; cellular response to calcium ion; regulation of calcium ion-dependent exocytosis. The transcript has 13 exons. Lineage: Eukaryota; Metazoa; Chordata; Actinopteri; Cichliformes; Cichlidae. The record is from RefSeq and is a predicted model, not a curated record. Gene Ontology annotation, cellular component: membrane; synaptic vesicle; axon. Gene Ontology annotation, molecular function: clathrin binding; SNARE binding; calcium ion binding. The coding region runs from base 1 to 2049 and encodes 682 amino acids.